Messenger RNA from Cephus cinctus (wheat stem sawfly), 1493 nucleotides. It is a transcript of the gene Rab14, whose product is annotated as ras-related protein Rab-14. Gene Ontology annotation, molecular function: GTPase activity; GTP binding. Lineage: Eukaryota; Metazoa; Arthropoda; Insecta; Hymenoptera; Cephidae. Gene Ontology annotation, cellular component: recycling endosome; Golgi apparatus; phagocytic vesicle. The record is from RefSeq and is a predicted model, not a curated record. Gene Ontology annotation, biological process: Golgi to endosome transport; endocytic recycling; defense response to bacterium. The transcript has 8 exons. Bases 527 to 1183 code for a protein of 218 amino acids.
UUCAAGAAACCUGUGAGAAAAGAAGGCUUAAAUAUAACAAGUACUAACAAUCAAUUAUUUAAUACAUUCAAUAUAUAUCGGUGUAUUCAAAUUUAUCAGAAAUUUAGACUCUGCUUUGUCUCAUUUUGAAUCUCCCACCGGGUUUUUGAUUACGAGUCAAUAUUGCUAUCGGCCUUGUCUGAUCCUCGUUGCUGCAGAAUCAUUGCCAGGAGGGAAUACGUAGAAAAUUGACUUUAACGCAUUGCGCAUUGCGUUUUUCGUGAUAUACUUUGUGAAUGAUAAAGGUGACAGGUGGUUUGACGUUUAACGGGCGCCAUCGUUGUUGGCCACAGUGAUCUGCCAUAUUGCCCUGCGAUAUACAAGUUUCCUCAACAAUUUACUCUCAAACAACACCCAUUAGACAUUCCAUGGAACAGUGAACAGUUCUACGCAUCUAGUCAGCGCACGCAAGAAAAGUUCGUGCCACUCGCCUAUUUUUGAGUUUCUUUCGGAGUUCCUUCAAAAAAAAGAAACACAAAGGUACAAAAUGUCUGCGGGACCGUACAACUAUUCGUACAUCUUUAAGUACAUUAUUAUUGGCGAUAUGGGAGUCGGGAAGUCUUGCCUACUUCAUCAGUUCACUGAAAAGAAAUUCAUGGCUGAUUGUCCGCAUACUAUUGGUGUGGAGUUUGGUACAAGGAUCAUUGAAGUUGCUGGGCAGAAGAUUAAGCUACAAAUAUGGGAUACCGCUGGACAAGAAAGAUUCAGAGCAGUGACUAGGUCUUACUAUCGUGGAGCAGCCGGUGCGUUAAUGGUUUAUGACAUCACGCGCCGUUCAACUUACAAUCAUUUGAGUAGCUGGCUCACAGAUACGCGGAAUCUGACGAAUCCAAGCACUGUGAUAUUUUUGAUUGGAAACAAGAGCGAUCUGGAAGGACAGCGUGAUGUCACUUAUGAGGAAGCCAAACAGUUUGCUGAUGAUAACGGACUGAUGUUCGUUGAAGCUAGUGCAAAAACGGGACACAAUGUGGAGGAAGCCUUCCUCGAGACGGCGAAAAAGAUAUUCCAGAGCAUACAAGACGGCCGAUUGGAUCUGAAUGCUGCGGAAUCUGGUGUUCAACAUAACCCAAGCCAACCUGGCCGUACUAAUUUACAGGGAGUAUCCAAUGACCAGCAAGGUGGCAAGGAUUCCUGCUCUUGCUAGGCCGUUGAUGCCAGAGGUACAAGAGAAACUUCGUCUAGAUGACGAGGCAUACUUACACUACUUAACUUCCUCCGAAGUUGAGUUUACACCAAUCAAUUUUUUGAAUCCUCUCAUUCCUUUCCCAUUAGAAAAAAGAUUUGAUAUUUACAUGGAGGAUGGCGCUAUCCGUUAAAUCUUCAAAUGGGGAUAGUAAAAGAACGAUAUCGAUUCUAUUUAUUAUAAACAGUGAUUAUGUAUAAGUAUAAUUAUUAUGAGAGUAAAUGAUGUAAAUAAAAGUUUGCUGGAUCCAGCAAUUCCAAUUUCCCUUUCA